Messenger RNA from Ostreococcus lucimarinus CCE9901, 933 nucleotides. RefSeq lists its product with no specific name. Gene Ontology annotation, molecular function: lipase activity. Gene Ontology annotation, cellular component: membrane. Bases 1 to 933 code for a protein of 310 amino acids. NCBI's taxonomy places the organism in Eukaryota, Viridiplantae, Chlorophyta, Mamiellophyceae, Mamiellales, Bathycoccaceae. The record is from RefSeq and is a predicted model, not a curated record. The transcript has a single exon.
AUGCCGCGCUUGGAGCUCGAGCGCGAUGACGUGCGAAUAACGCCGACGCGCGGGCUCGGGUUCGCGUGCGAGACGGUGUCGCCGAAGCGCGACGGCGAGGCGAUGAAGUCGACGGAGGUUGGUUCGGUGCUGCUGUUGCACGGAUUGAAUUCGCACGCGACGAACCCGAACGCGCGCGCGAUGGCGGUGGCGCUCGCGAAACGAGGGAUGCGAGUGAUAUCGUUCGAUCUGCCGGGACACGGGGCGUGCGAGAGCGAUGGGGACGCGCGAGGGGUGUACGCGGGGAAGGAGGCGGCGUUGGCGCGGGCGCGAAGCGCGUUGGCGGCGACGGCGACGGAAAGAUUCACGAUCGUUGGAUCGUCCAUGGGAGGCGCGUUGGCGAUAUUUUGCGCGAAUGCGAUGCGCGGCGAGGAGGGACGCGCGGUCGAGCGCGUGGUGUUGAUAAAUCCGUUGAUGAAGAUGAAGAUGGCGCUGCCGCGCGUCGCGUUGGCGGCGCUGCGACUGGCGAGCUACGCGGCGCCGCGGUUGGAGGUGUCGCCGAAACCGAGGGAUAAGCUCGACGUGGACGAAGAUCAGAGACCUGACUUUGACGACGAGGCGCAGGCGCAGUGCGACGCGGACGCGUUGAGCUGGGAUAAAGGGGUGUCGUUGCGCACGGCGGUGGAGCUGUACGAUUUAGUAGCGCACAACGCGGGAAAUCGGCCGGAAGAUUGCGGCAUGGUGCGCUUGAGCUUCGAGACUCCCGUCUUACUCAUCACGGGCGGACGCGACAACGUCAUCUCGCCCGACACCGCCAUCGAUCGCGCGAAAUUGGCCGUGCAAGCAGGUGGGAAGGCGGAGCACGUGCAGUUCGCGCUCGCCGGGCACUCGUUGACUUUGCAAAGUCGCAGAGAAGAAGUGUUCGAUCUCGUCGCGAAUUGGCGAUGGAAGUGA